CAGGACAUUGCGAAAUAUUGUUUUGCCUGUGUGGACUCUACUAAGCAUUUCCCCUGUUUCAUUGCCUUGUUUUUCCAUGGUCAUUGUUUUGUUUCAUAGUCAUAGUUUUGCCUUGUUUUCAUUGCCACAGUUUUUGUGUGGUUUCAUUGCCUUGUUCAUUUGUUACUUUGGACUGCUCACUGGUAUUUUGACGUUCUGCCUGUUUAUAGGAUUACGUUCUUGUCUUGCCCUGGAUGUUACUGUUUGCUGGCGUCUGACCCUGCCUGUCUUGAUUACGAUCUGUAUAAUAAAGCUCGCACUUACAUCUAUUCACACUUCUGACGAGUCCCCUUACGCACAUCUACUCUGAGAUCUUCAAGCUCUACAGAACAUCUGCAGAUUCUUUCUGUCAUUGUGAAGAAAUAUCUUGAAGAAUGAGAAGCCUGAUGUCUGUGCUGUUCCUGGUGAUCUUCUGCUCUGUGCAGAUGACUAGUGCUACUGAAGUAGCUUCUGAAGCAGCUAAUACACCAUCAGAGUGCUGUGUAGAGUUCUCUAACGUGAAGAUUCCUGUGAAACUGGUGGCAUCUUACUCCUGGACCAGCAGCAACUGUCCCAAACGUGCUAUUGUGUUUAAGACAAGUAAAGGGAAAAAGUUCUGUGUAGAUCCUGAGACCACCUGGGUGAGCCACCAUGUUAAUAAAGUGGACAAAAGAACAACAGUGGAAAAAAGCCACACUGUUUCUGUUUGAACUGUGCUUUUCAUAUUGUAUAUUCAAACCUUGUACUAUUUCCAAUGUGUAUAUGAAAUAUUUUAUUUACUGAAUAAUUUGUGUGAUUUGAUUCAGUUGUUUUAAUAAAAUAUCAGUGAUAAAAUUAUAAAGAUGUAGUAAUGAUUUUAUUCUCUACUGUGUACAAGUAUAAUAAAUUCUAUUCAAAUUUGUGUCAGUUAUGGCAUCUAAUGGUGGAAGUUUUCAGUCUGAUAGACUUUCAAUGACAAAGAUAAAAGAUGAAACUAUGCUGGAAUACAUUAGAUAUUAUGCAAAGUUUUCCCAAACUAUUAUAGAUGAUAAAACAUGCUAAAAGUUUUUGUCCACUCUAACUGUAAGAUUACAAUGAUUAUAAGAUUACUAUUUGCAAUAGACUGUUGGCAUUAUGAUUGUAUUCCAAAACAAAAAUCAAUAAAGAAAGAAAAUGUACAUAAAAAUUUUGAGAAACUAA
Labeo rohita (rohu) is the source of this 1197-nucleotide messenger RNA. RefSeq names its product monocyte chemotactic protein 1B-like. The transcript is spliced from 3 exons. Gene Ontology annotation, cellular component: extracellular region. NCBI's taxonomy places the organism in Eukaryota, Metazoa, Chordata, Actinopteri, Cypriniformes, Cyprinidae. Gene Ontology annotation, molecular function: CCR chemokine receptor binding; chemokine activity. The coding region runs from base 414 to 728 and encodes 104 amino acids. The record is from RefSeq and is a predicted model, not a curated record. Gene Ontology annotation, biological process: chemokine-mediated signaling pathway; G protein-coupled receptor signaling pathway; inflammatory response.